Molecule: messenger RNA, 759 nt
Organism: Papaver somniferum (opium poppy)
Lineage: Eukaryota; Viridiplantae; Streptophyta; Magnoliopsida; Ranunculales; Papaveraceae
Product: early light-induced protein, chloroplastic-like
Exons: 6
Coding region: 1-759 (252 amino acids)
Source: RefSeq, a predicted model, not a curated record
AUGGUGUUGGAUAAUGGUCAGUUCAAUCCUGGAAUCCUCAAGGCUGAUAUUGUAAAGUUUACAAGUGACUGUGAAAUUAGGAUGAUAGGUGAUGUAAUAGUUUCUAUAUUUGGUGGUAUGGGUAUAGCUUCAAAUUUUCUUACUGAAGUUAUGGUUGUCUUACGUGCUUGUGAAUGGGCCAUACUUUACUACUUUCGAAAGAUAUAUAUUAGAACUAACUCAAAGGCAGUAAUGGCUUCUUCCAUGUAUGGAAAUCUUCCCUGGGUCUUUUUUUCUCUUUUCUUUGGCUCUACUGUUGUAUCUCUGGAUAAACAUGCACAACAACCAGCAUCAACACCCAUGACAGACAACACCAUUAAUACUACCCCACCAUCACCAGUAGCAACUCUCAGUUCUCCACCUCCACAACCUAAGAUGAGCACCAAGUUUAAGGAUUUGUUAGCAUUGGGUGGGCCAGUACCAGAGAGAAUUAACAGCAGGUCGGCUUGCCAUGGUACUGUUGCUUCCAUGGGAGUAGAACUUGCUAGAGGUACUGAUCUUGCAACACAAUUGACCAACAGAGGGAUUUUAUGGUUCAUAGGUACCAGUGUUGUGCUAUCUUUAGCCUCCCUGAUACCAUUGUCUAAAGGUAUCAGCGUUGAGUCCGAAUCAGAUGGGGUAAUGACAUCAAAGGCAGAGUUGUGGAAAGGUAGAUUUGCCAUGUUAGGUUUUGUUGCUUUGGUAUUUACUGAAUUUGUCACCGGUAGUGCGUCUGUUUAA